UUACAUGCACUGGGUGUAGGCUGUACCCGAAACUGCGACGCACGACGCUGAAGUCAGAAAGUAAACACACAAUUGAAAAUGGAAUCAAGAUAGAAACUGAAAGCGCAAUACACGAUGACAACAACGUUUAAACCUUCUUGAAAAUACGGCUUAUUGUGCUUUGUUUCAACUGGGAGUGCAUGAAUUUGUGUGCAAACGUAGGGACAGGUGUGAUGUGAUCGGUGCGGGUUGGCCUACUCUACCAGCGAUGGCAGAAGAUAGGGAGCUGAACACGGCGGGCGCUGCUGCCCCUCCGACGGCGCAGCGUAGCCGUCAGACGUACCGCAGCAAUGCACACUCCCAGAGACUGCUAGGAGGACUCCUUUCGCUGAGGCAAAGUGGAAUCUUGUUCGAUGUAGUGCUUCUGGUUGAAGGUAGACCCGUCCAAGCCCACCGCAUUCUCCUGGCGGCCUCCUGUGACUACUUCAGGGGUAUGUUUGCAGGCGGUCUCAGAGAAAUGCAACAGUCAGAGAUCCCAGUUCAUGGGGUCACCUACACAGCAAUGACCAAGCUGCUGGACUUCAUUUACACUGCAGAGCUGGAGUUGAACCUGGACAAUGUGCAAGAGAUCCUAUGUGCUUCCACGCUUCUGCAGAUUCAGGAUGUGAUUGGCUUUUGCUGCGACUUCCUCUUCUCCUGGCUGGAUGAUGACAACAUCCUAGAAGUGUACAAGCUGGCCGACAUGUACGGGCUGGAGCAGCUGGGCGCCAAGGUGCACUCGUACAUCCUGAAGAACAUCCAGACCUUCUCCCGCACCCCCGUGUACCGCCAGCUCCCGCCAGAGAAGGUCUUCAGCGUCCUGUCGAGCGACGAGCUGGAGGUCAGCUCCGAGAACGAGGUGUACGAGGCGGCGCUGCAUUACCAUUACAGCCCGGAGGAGGUGGAGUCGGACCAGGUGUGCCUGCAGGACCCGCUGAAGAUGCUGGAGGCGGUGCGCUUCUGCCUGAUGGAGCGGCCGGUCCUGCAGCGGCUGCACGACCGUCUGAAGCGCUGCCCGCUGCGCGACUGCGUGGCGGCGGCGCUGCGCUACCACGGGCAGGAGCUGUGGCAGCCCGUGCUCCAGAGCCCGCUCACCCAGCCCCGCUCCUGCUUCCGCUGCCUCCUGGGCUUCGGGGGCAUGUACUCGCCGGGCUCCGUCACCGCCAGCGACGAGUUCCAGGUGUUCCACCCGUCCUGGGGCGAGUGGAGGACCCUGACCGCCGCCCAGGGCCCCCGCAUGUCCAACCAGGGCAUCGCCGUGCUCAACAACUUCGUCUAUCUGAUCGGAGGGGACAAGAACACCAGCGGCUUCCGCGCUGAGACACGCUGCUGGCGUUAUGACCCGCGCCACAACAGCUGGUGCAGCAUCAAGCCGCUGCAGAAGCAGCACGCAGACCACUGCGUGUGCGUGCUGGGCGGCCUCAUCUACGCCAUCGGGGGGCGGGACUACAGCAACGAGCUGGACUGCGUGGAGCGCUACGACCCUCAGACCAACACCUGGGAAUACGUGGCCGCCCUCAAGCGGGAGGUGUACGCCCACACUGGUGCGGUUGUCGACGGGAAGAUCUACAUCACGUGCGGACGGCGCGGGCUCUCGUACCUGAAGGAGACCUACUGCUACGACCCCAUGGCCAACCACUGGGCCCCGUGCGCGGAAGGGCCGGUGGAGCGGGCGUGGCACGGCAUGGCGGCGGUGAACGGGCGCGUGUACGUCAUCGGGGGGAGCAACGACGAGCGCGGGUACCGCCGAGACGUCCUCAAGGUGGCGUGCUACAGCCCGGCGGUGAACCAGUGGAGCGUGCUGAGCCCGCUGCCGGCCGGGCACGGGGAGCCGGGCACGGUGGUGCUGGACAGCCGCAUCUUCAUCCUGGGCGGCCGCUCCCACGACAAGGGCAGCCGCACCAAGUACGUGCACGUGUACGACACCAAGACGGACCGCUGGGACAGCGGCACGCCCUUCGAGGACCGCAUCUCGGGCCUGGCCGCCUGCGUGCUGCUCAUGCCCCGCUCCGUCAUCAGGCAGGCCCGCAGCUGGGAGCAGCACGCCAAGGCCUCCUGGGAGAUGGUGGACUUCGACAACUCCGAGAACUCCAGCGAGGACUGACCGCCACCGCUGGUCUGAGCCCCACCAUCCCCCACCAAGCCCCACCAGCCCCAGCCCCCCACCAACCAGUGAAGGACACAGACACCAGCACUUUUUUUUUGUUUGCCUUUCUUUUGCAUGUAAGGCUGACCUAGCUAAACGCUGCCAGGUUUUAAUUCUAGCUUUUGCGAAGGAAAAGGAAUUCACCCUCUGAAUUGAUACGUGGUCCGUCGGCGAAGCAAAAUGCUAACAUUGAUUACCUGAGUUGUAACAACCUGUGAAUUCAUGUAAUUAGGCACAGUGUAGAAAUAACAGAUCUAUAAUCAGAUAGAGAGUAGAAUACUGCAAUACUACAGUUGUGCCAAAGUAAUUUGUUGCCAUUUUUUUUUUUUUUUUAAACCAGCUGGUCUCUCUUGACAUGAAAAUUAUCAACUGAGGGAACAUUCUUGAUGUUCUUCUAAUUCUUGUAAAAAAAAAUUUUAAAAAGAUUUGCAGUCAUUCUGCCCAUAAUAAUUUUAGAUUGGAAAAAAUCUAUUAAUCUAUGUAAGCCAUUUUAUCAUCAGAUCAGUGUUGAUUCACUUACUGUACUUAACAGGGAUUUGCGUGGAAUGUCUGCAGUUGGCUACAACUGCAGUUAACUAAACAGGCGAUUAAUUGCAUGACGUUAUGUGCUAGAAAUGAAAAUAAUGUUGCAUAUUCUUGAUGUUCUCCUGUAUGUUCAUGCAAUUACCAAGCGACUCAACCGCAGGUGGUGAAGUGGUGGACCAGGCAAUUAUAGGCAAUUGUUUGGAAAAAUAGAGACAUGACAUGCACUUUAAAUUGCUCAAAUUUUGUCUUAUUUCCAGGGUGCCUUAUUUCUUUCUGCCAGUUCAUGUUUCUAAAAUCCUGGACUCCCGAUUUGAAGAACGCCCCUAAGAAAGUGUAUUACAUCCUUUUCAUUACGAUAUAUUCAUAUUGUAACAUUGUUGAGUUUUUUUGGCGCUGUAACUAGGUACUGUAACAUCAGAAGAACACUGUUACAAAAAUGGUCAAGAAAUGAUCACAAGUGACAUAAUCACAUGGAACUUAGUCUGACUGAAAGAGUCUGAAUGUUGUUCAGCAACAGACAGGUUUAUGGAGUAUUGUGUUACUGACAAAGUGUACCAUGAAAUCAGUGUAACCUUGAGUGCCUGACUCGUAAUGAGGUGAGACAUUGUGACACAGCUAUCUCAGUGAAUUUGCGAUGCACACGGGAGGCCGGCAUUGCACCAUGGGAAGGAGGGAGAGGUGUCGCAGCAGAGUAACAGACCAUGUUUAAUUUGAUACACCCCCUCCCCAACCGCUCAUCUACUUCUCACAUGGAGCAUUAGUGCAGUUUCCUCAGGGAAUACAAAUCUGGGUCACUGUGGCCUACUUUUUCCUAGGCCACCCCUCCCACCCAUGUACUUCUUAUCAGCCAGCUAGUUCAACUCGAGAAGACUUAAUCUUCCAGAAUGUUUCUUGUUGCAUUGGCAACUGUUGCUUGGACAAAAUCAGGAAGUCCCUUGUAGGGUUGGUGUUUGUUGUUAAAGAAAUAGGCCUUAUUUUGCCAUCUUGUUUGUUUGUUUCAUUUAUUGGCACCUUCUAAUAUUAAUUUGAUCUUUUACUGGAAUGCAAUGCACUUAAUUCAGUUCUAUGUCAAAUUUUGAUUGCAGUGAGAAUAAAUUGUUUAUGAAUGUUUUGCCAAGAUAGGCUUUUUCUGUCACACACUUAUUGAUGUGAAGAAACGUGUUUGAUUUUAUGGAAUUGUUCAAAUAAUUACUAUUUGCCACUGAAAAGUUGUACCAUUGCAUUUAAGGAGGAAACAUGCCUGAGUGUCACUAUUUGCCACUAAAUUGGUAGGUUGCCUAUUGCCUGGUGUCAAGUCAAGCUUUUAAAUGCAAAAAUCACUGUGCUUCAGGUUUUGUUCAUCAACUUUCUGUCCAUAUUUGUGCAAGUUUUAAAUAAAUGAUUUGUUCACUUCAAAAAUCUAA
Messenger RNA from Anguilla anguilla (European eel), 4092 nucleotides. It is a transcript of the gene klhl22, whose product is annotated as kelch-like family member 22. The transcript is spliced from 8 exons. Gene Ontology annotation, biological process: cell division; positive regulation of TORC1 signaling; protein monoubiquitination. Gene Ontology annotation, cellular component: polar microtubule; Cul3-RING ubiquitin ligase complex; nucleus. The record is from RefSeq and is a predicted model, not a curated record. Lineage: Eukaryota; Metazoa; Chordata; Actinopteri; Anguilliformes; Anguillidae. The coding region runs from base 248 to 2122 and encodes 624 amino acids. Gene Ontology annotation, molecular function: protein binding.